AAUGUGAUGGGCUUUAGACUUGCUAAGAGUAACCGACCCUGGACGUUCACCCAGCAAAAAGGGACGUAAAAGCUCAUUUUCUCCACAGCAGGCACUUCUCUACAGCUUUCUAGUUCCUAGGCCUCUCCUGCAUGAGUGUUUUCCACCUUCCUUCCAGCCUGUUUGCACCACUGACCUGGGUUGAAUGCAUGGCUGACUGAACGGGCAGUGGAUUGUGGAGACGCAUCACCAUGGCGCUCGGUGCAGCAUGGGGCCGGGUGAAGAAUGUGUGCCAGCAGAACGGCCUCCUCAUCAUGUCCGUGAUGGCCGUGGUGGUCGGCUGCCUGCUGGGAUUCUUCCUGCGCUCCAAACACCUCUCAGAGCAGGAAGUGAAGUACUUCCAGUUCCCUGGAGAGCUGCUCAUGAGGAUGCUGAAGAUGCUCAUCCUGCCUCUUGUCGUCUCCAGUUUGAUGUCGGGACUGGCAGCCCUGGAUGCCAAGUGCUCCAGCCGGCUGGGCAUCAUGACCAUCUCAUACUACCUGUGGACAACCUUUGUAGCCGUAGUUGUGGGCAUCGUCAUGGUCAUUAUCAUCCACCCGGGUGGAGCAGCACAGAAGGAGGACGCAGAGGACAGCGGAAAGCCAAUCAUGAGCUCAGCGGAUGCACUGCUGGACCUCAUCCGCAACAUGUUCCCUGCCAACCUAGUGCAAGCUACAUUCCAGCAGUAUCGCACCAAGAGCAUCCCCAUCCUGAAGCCCAGGCCUACAGUCAGCCAGGACUUGAUGGAGACCACCACCAGGCGGGUUUUCAUCUAUGGCAUCCAGGAUGACAAUGGAACCGACAUCCAGAACUUUUCUCUGGACCUGACGCCACCUCCAGACGUGGUAUUCAGGACGCUCCCAGGCACCAGCGACGGGAUGAACGUCCUGGGUAUCGUCAUCUUCUCAGCUACAAUGGGCAUCAUGCUGGGGAGAAUGGGACCCAAUGGCAGCGCCCUGGUCAACUUCUGUCAGAGUCUGAAUGAAGCCGUGCUGAAAAUUGUUGCCAUUGUUAUCUGGUACUUCCCGUUUGGGAUUGUUUUCCUGGUGGCUGGGAAGAUCUUGGAGAUGGAUGAUCCCUCAGCCAUGGGGAAGAAGUUGGGCUUCUAUGCCAUCACUGUCGUCAUGGGACUAAUUCUCCAUGGCCUCUUCAUCCUGCCUUCCAUGUACUUCUUCAUCACCAAGAAAAGCCCCAUAGUCUACAUCCGAGGCAUCCUGCAGGCCCUGCUCAUCUCACUCGCCACUUCUUCCAGCUCUGCCACACUGCCUAUCACCUUCAAGUGCCUCCUGGAGAACAACCACAUUGACCGACGCAUCAUCCGCUUCGUGCUGCCUGUGGGUGCCACCAUAAACAUGGACGGAACGGCGCUCUACGAGGCCGUGGCGGCUAUCUUCAUCGCUCAGGUCAACAAUUAUGAGCUGGACUUUGGCCAGAUCAUCACCAUCAGCAUCACAGCCACGGCGGCCAGUAUCGGUGCUGCAGGAAUUCCUCAAGCCGGUUUGGUAACCAUGGUGAUUGUACUGACCUCGGUGGGCCUACCCACAGAUGACAUCACGCUCAUUAUUGCUGUGGACUGGGCCCUGGACCGGUUCAGGACCAUGGUAAACGUGAUGGGUGACGCUCUGGCCACGGGGAUCAUGGCGCACAUAUGUAGGAAAGACUUUAUUAAGGAGGGUGAAGAGAUCCCUCUCAUUUGUGAAACUAAGCCCAUGAUCAGUAUCCAGCAGAUGAUGUCCUACCAGAAAAACGGCUGCUUCCAGCCUCCUCCACCAGGCCCCCGAAAGCAGGAACCGCUCUCUCCAGACGUGGCCCGCCUCAUGCAGCUGGAAGAAGGCAUCAGGCCUGCGGACAAGAAGAAAUCCUCGCACUUGUCGCCGCGUCACAAGAGGGAGAACAAAGACCAGGACCACUGCACCAUCGACAUGAAUGGCCUGGAGACCAACGUCUAGACUUCCUCAGACCUGCUGGGCCUGAGAAGACGGUGCCUAACGUGCAACCUCCCCCUCCGAGUAGUAAAAGACACGACGGGCUGCUGGGACAGAAGCGUCCAGCUGUUCGUUUAGGUUUUUUGAUGUCCAUAAUUCUUUCACAAUGCAAGUGCGAGUGCUGCCAUUGGUUGGAUCUCCCGGGUAAGAAUGUAAUUGGACUUUGUAGGCUUUAAGGAAACGUCAUGAAAGCAGGGAUCGAGGGUUGCGGAACUCUGGACCUACCUCUGGGAUCUACUCUGGCCGCUCAAUAUCACAGAGCAAUUAUCGUGGGCUCAUUCGGCUGAGCCCAGUCCAGGCCUACCCAUAUGGGGAGUGGUCUGUAUACGUUGUGGGAGUGCCACAAGAGGAAAGGACUAUUGGUAUGUCAGCCCACUCAUAUCGAACAUGACAGCUCCUGCUUGGGACAAGGCCAAACAAGAUACACUAUUGUUUUUGUCUUAUAAAGAUAUGUUGAAUGAGAUAUUUCAUACGUUGGUGACUGUUUUUUCCACUUUUGGGGGGAUUUUUAUAACCUUUUCAUUUGUUGGCUCCUCUGUUACAAAAGGACGAACGACUGGUCUUCUUGAAGUGGGCUACUGGGCGGCUGCAGGCCUCUGCAACCUCAUGCCUGAAGAGCUACAGUGUUUGCCGGCUUUUGUUCCAGUCGAGUGGAAUAAUGCCAUAGGGGUGUUGGAAUACAGUGAUGUACUGAUCCACAGGGUUGAGUGACGAAUGAUUAAAUGAAUGUAUCUUAGGUUAAUUAAAUUACUGCAAUUUGGUCAUAAUAUAUUUUAUGGUUAUAUGGCAAUAAGCAAAACUGUUGAAUUGACUAAUGUACUGUAUCAUAAUAAGGCGAAAACGAUGUAUCGCACCAGCACCGUGAGUUUCGAAUCUGCAUCAUGUCACUGUUAAGCCAAUGUUUGCUUGUUUGCCCAUUCGGAAAAAAAGUUCUGCUUCUAAUACAGAAAAUACAACCAGGUUAAUUUGGAACAAUGUACUGCAAACACAAGUUCUUCGGGAAGACGGUUGCCUGCACUGCAAUGAUGAUGAUGAUGAUAUCUAGCAAGUGAAACAAUCUUUAAUCCAGU
Molecule: messenger RNA, 3073 nt
Organism: Pygocentrus nattereri (red-bellied piranha)
Lineage: Eukaryota; Metazoa; Chordata; Actinopteri; Characiformes; Serrasalmidae
Gene: slc1a7a
Product: solute carrier family 1 member 7a
Exons: 11
Coding region: 231-1967 (578 amino acids)
Biological process (GO): L-glutamate transmembrane transport
Cellular component (GO): plasma membrane
Molecular function (GO): neutral L-amino acid transmembrane transporter activity; L-glutamate transmembrane transporter activity; glutamate:sodium symporter activity
Source: RefSeq, a predicted model, not a curated record